AUGACACUCAGGAACGACGAUGGUCUUCUUCGGUUGCAAUCACAAGGCGCACGUGGAAUCAAUAUUGCAGCAACAACUGGAAACGUUACACUGGAUGCAUCGACCGUAUCAACCUCUUCGACAACAGGUGCCCUAGUUUGUCCUGGUGGUGUCGGUAUAGCAAAGGAUUUGUACGUUGGUGGAAGUAUUUACACCAAUGCGAACAAAGUUGCCACGGAAUCCUUUGUAACAACAGGUUUGUCUGGUAAACAAAACCUAUCCCCUUUGCUUGACAAUAUAAGUAGUCUAACUCCGGCCGAUGGAACUUUUUUGAUGGGUGGAAAUGGCGGUUUUUUCAGGAUUGUACCUAAAGAUGAAAUUCUCAGCGCAUAUCAACCCUUGAUUUCACCAUCAAGUUCUCUCAAUCUAAGUGGUUUAAUGGCACAAAAUUCAAACCCCAGUGCUACCGCUAUUACUCUAGGCAAUACUAGCACUGCACAGACAUGGGGCAUCCAUGUUUCUGGUUCAUCGAAUGGAACCCUACCUUCUGGAGUGUUUGGGCUGUACUCUUCAUUCCAAGAUAAAGGUUAUGUUCUCAGACUUGACCCUUCAGGUAAUUUAGUUGUGAGUGGAGGCCUUGGAGUUUCGACCGAUGCCUAUAUUGGCGGAAUGCUCUAUAUUGCUGGCAUUGAAGCCGCAACUCAGAAAUUUGUAAUUGACAAUAUUGCACCAAUUAGUCAAUCGUUAUCUUCAUUGACAACAACGGUUACUAACAACAACAAUGCUGUUAACACAGCACUGGCAACGAAGCAGCCAAUGAAUGCUACAACUAAUAGCCUGUACACGAUGAUGGUACUGUUGGGGAAAGUCGAGAAAUAG
Spizellomyces punctatus DAOM BR117 is the source of this 858-nucleotide messenger RNA. RefSeq lists its product as uncharacterized. Lineage: Eukaryota; Fungi; Chytridiomycota; Chytridiomycetes; Spizellomycetales; Spizellomycetaceae. The record is from RefSeq and is a predicted model, not a curated record. Bases 1 to 858 code for a protein of 285 amino acids. The transcript has a single exon.